Molecule: messenger RNA, 1184 nt
Organism: Hordeum vulgare subsp. vulgare (domesticated barley)
Lineage: Eukaryota; Viridiplantae; Streptophyta; Magnoliopsida; Poales; Poaceae
Product: peroxidase 2-like
Exons: 1
Coding region: 111-1076 (321 amino acids)
Biological process (GO): hydrogen peroxide catabolic process; response to oxidative stress
Molecular function (GO): heme binding; peroxidase activity
Source: RefSeq, a predicted model, not a curated record
UAUUCCUUCAUUUCCUUCGAGCAGCUAGCUUGUCAAUCCAUCCAUUAGUGGCAAAUUAAGAAGCUUAAUUCUAGCCUUCUCCUUCUGAUUCUGAACGUGCAGUAGUGCACAUGGCCGCUUCGUCUUGCUUCCCAUUAGCUGCUCGCUGCAGCUUCUUGCUCAUGGGAGCACUGGUCUUAGCGCUGAGCUACGGAGCCCAGGGUCAUGGCGGUGCCGGUGUCGGGUUGAGCUCGUCCUUCUACGACGACUCGUGCCCCGGCGUGCACGACAUUGUUCGGCGCGUCAUCCAAAGAGCCCGCGUUGUUGACGCGCGCAUCCCAGCCAGCCUCAUCCGCCUUCACUUCCACGACUGCUUUGUUCAGGGCUGUGACGGCUCGCUUUUGCUGGACAACGACCUUCCGGCGAUCAUGACCGAGAAGGAGGUCCCUGCCAACGACAGGUCAGCGCGUGGGUUUGAGGUGGUUGACGACAUCAAGCGUGCAUUGGAGAACGCAUGCCCUGGCAUCGUGUCCUGUGCCGACAUCCUCGCCCUUGCCUCCGAGAUCUCUGUCAAGAUGGCUGGAGGGCCGCGCUGGAGUGUGCCGCUAGGCCGCCGUGAUGGCACAACCACAAAUAUCGAGAGCGCCAACAAUCUCCCGAGCCCCUUCGACUCUCUGGAGACGAUCCAGGAGAAGUUUAGAAACUUGGGCCUCGACGACACUGACCUUGUCGCCCUCCAAGGAGCACACACCUUUGGGCGGGCGCAAUGCCAGUUCACGCAACAGAACUGCAGCGCUGGGCAAGAUGAGGAGACGCUGGUGAACCUCGACACAGUCACCCCCGACGUCUUCGACAACAAGUACUAUGGCAACCUCUUGCGCGGCCAUGCUCCUCUCCCUUCGGACCAGGUAAUGUUGUCUGAUGAUCGUGCCGUCACGACCACCGCUCCGAUUGUUCACAGGUUCUCCGUGAGUCAGAAGGACUUCUUCAAAAAUUUCGCGACCUCGAUGGUCAAAAUGGGGAACCUAAGCCCGUUGACCGGAAGGGCUGGGGAGAUUAGGAACAAUUGUCGGAGGGUGAACAAAAAAGCCUAUUGAUGAAUGAGAUUGAUGUUAUGAGUUGUGAACUCGUAAUCCUUGUGUAAAUCAUUCUUUUAGUUCAUUCAACUGUAAAGUUUUAUCUUAUUGUUAUUUUGUGUAAAAAAA